AUGUCUGAUGAAGAACGUGAAGAUGACAACGACAAUGAAGACAAUGAAGACAAUGAAGAACAGAAGGAAGAUGUGGAUGAGAAAGAGGGAGAUGAGGAGGAGGAGAAGGAAGCUGCUGAGGAAGAAGAGCCUCCCGUCUCCAACCCUCUCACCGAGGAACACUUCAAGGAAGGCCUCUCGCUUUUGUGUAAAACCGGCAAUGGCUUGGCUCACGCCUUUGUGAAAUUUGAGGCCAGAGAAAAGGAGUUGACGGACAUCACCCUCAUCCAGAUCUUCAUCCACUUGCGCUACGUGGACCUGUCUGACAACCUGCUCCGAGACCUGUCUCCCUUGUCAUGCCUCACCCACUUGCUGUGGCUGAAGGUGGACAACAAUCGGCUGACCAGUGCCGCCAUCAAUGAGCUGCCCUAUCUCCAGAUCGCCAGUUUUGCCAGCAACCGCAUCAAGGAUACCAUUGGCAUUAAUCACCCGCGCCUGACCACCCUCACCCUGAAAGGGAACGAGAUCGAGGAAAUAUCAGGACUGGAUCCCGUCAAGCUUUCCAAUCUGCACACGCUCGAGUUGCGGAGUAACAGCCUCAAGACCACAGCGGGACUUUACUUGCCUAAACUGAAAUAUUUGUACCUGGCCCAGAACUCCAUCAGCAGUCUGGAAGGGCUGGAGAAUAUGACCCAACUCACGACGCUGCACCUCCGCGACAAUCUGCUCGAAAGUCUGGAUGGCUUCUCGGAAAGCAUGAAAGCUCUUCAGUAUCUCAACCUGCGGGGGAACGCCAUUGCCCAAGUUGAGGAAGCGGCGAAGCUUCAGAUGCUGCCCAUGUUGAGAGCCCUGGUCUUGCUGGACAACCCGUGUUCAGAAGAGGGGGAGUACCGGCUGGAGGUCCUGGUGCAGCUCCCCCGCCUCGAGCGCCUCGACAAGGAUUUCUUCGAGGAGGACGAGCGGCUCGACGCGGAAGACAUCCGGCAGCGGCGACGGGAAGAAGAGCUGGAGCAGGAGAGAGAAAGGGAGCGAGAGAAGGAGUUGGAGCUGGAGCUAGUGAGACAUCAGGGGCUAGCGCAAGAGGGCACAGAUGGUUUGGGGGGUCCGUAG
Heteronotia binoei (common prickly gecko) is the source of this 1089-nucleotide messenger RNA. It is a transcript of the gene LRRC23, whose product is annotated as leucine rich repeat containing 23. Bases 1 to 1089 code for a protein of 362 amino acids. Gene Ontology annotation, molecular function: protein binding. NCBI's taxonomy places the organism in Eukaryota, Metazoa, Chordata, Lepidosauria, Squamata, Gekkonidae. The transcript is spliced from 6 exons. The record is from RefSeq and is a predicted model, not a curated record.